Molecule: messenger RNA, 1712 nt
Organism: Scophthalmus maximus (turbot)
Lineage: Eukaryota; Metazoa; Chordata; Actinopteri; Pleuronectiformes; Scophthalmidae
Product: methyltransferase-like protein 27
Exons: 6
Coding region: 250-966 (238 amino acids)
Source: RefSeq, a predicted model, not a curated record
AGCCUGCAUGUGUAUAGAGCCUUACAGCCUGGUUUCACAAGCUCACAUGUCUGUCUCUGGUUUCCAUUCUCAGGUAUUUGGGCAGGGCUUAGUCGUAGCUGCUGGUUCCCGGGGUUGGGAGAGGACUGGGUGAAGCUCCUCUGGACCACGGUGAGAAGUGUUUCCCUCCUGUGUGCUGCUGCCGUGGUGGACUGUCACUGCUGUUCUCUUCUGAGGCGUUUCACUGCUGGUGUGAAGUCACCCCUCAUCAUGUCAGACUCCAGCAGAACUGUAGAAGAUGUGAGAGUCGUACUUCAGACCUACAAAAGUGUGGGUCCUUGUGCAAAAGAUCUGGUUAAGUUCUACGACACCUGGGCAGAAACCUAUGACAAGGAUCUCACGCUGAUGAGCUACAGAGCUCCACAUCUGGCAGUAACCUUUCUGUCUGAGAACUUCACCGGGACUCCUGAGGAGGCUCUGGUUCUGGACGUGGCCUGUGGGACUGGAUGGGUCGCUAAACUGAUGGUUGAACUGGGCUUCAGGCGCUUCGUGGGAGUGGACGGCAGUAAAGGCAUGUUGGACCAAGCUGCUGAGAGCGGCCUCUAUCAGGACCUGAACCAGGCCUUACUGGGAUCAGAUCCACUGCCUGCACAGCCUGGUGUGUUUGAUGUCGUGAUGAUGGUUGGUGGUCUAGGUUUUGGUUUUGCUCCGAUCAGUGUUGUCAGGGAGCUCUGCCUCGCCACCAAACCAGGAGGCUUGGUGUGUCUGACGAUAGGCGACCAAACAGGAAGACCAGCAGCUGAAUUCAGGGAGGACCUGUGGAGAGAGCUGCAGCUGAUGGAGGAGGAGGGACUGUGGAGUCGAGUAGGAAUCCGACUGACGGACAGAUACAGGGAAAACCCACAUGUGAAUCCUGAGCGAGAUGAGGAUGACGUGCAGCAUUACAUCAGCGGGAGCGUUUAUCUGUUCAAGAAAUCCAGUAACUAAUGCUGAAGCAGUUACGGGAACAUUCAACACAAAAUUAAGGUUCAGCUACAAAAACAUGGCUCAUUCAUUACAUCCUGUGACACACUGAAUAUCACAGUUAGCAUGUUGUUAUUGUUCACACGGACUCCUUCAAGUCAAGCUGCAUCUGUAAUUUGAUACACCUGAUUUAAUAUUACUUCAUAAAAUAGCAGGUUCUAAUAUGUUAGCAAACAGCUGAUUUGAUGCUAAUGUGGGGCAGAGGGGCCGUGAGAGAAUUUUCCUGUCUAGAUUGUUUGAGGGAAAUUUCCGGAAAGUAAGCUGCCGGACAGGUUUUUCACUCUCACACUUCAUGACGUUUGUUGUAUGAUUAAGGUUAUGCUGCAAGUAGCGUGUUUUGGAGGAAUUGUUAUUUUUUUGUCAUUAUUUUCCACACUAUGUAUGUUUGCUCUUUUGAUUUUCGAGACUCUUCUAGUCUCGAAGGGGGGAAAUAUGUAGUGUCUUUUUGUUGAUAUAUGGAAUGUAAGGGGAAUAUGUGAUUACAUCUCUUUCUUUGGAAUGCCAAGAUAAGGGUCUCCUGAUAACCCCUCACCUCACCUUUUGACCUCUCUAAGUUUUACGACUCACAUAGCAUAUCUUGGAUCAACCAGAUGUUCCUACUCAAGCCAACUAUGGGCCUAUAAAGGUAACCCCCAAGAAGAGUCGGGAGGGUUGUCAUUUUGGCCGGACACUCUCCAAGUUCUGCAGGGCUUGUAAUCGAUGCUGGUCUG